UCGAGGAGGUUGUUGGAUACAACAGGAACUCUGAUUCUCUAACGAAAUCAUCUGCAAGACAUUGUAAUGCAAUUCUCCCUCAUCCCUUCAACAAGAACUUGGACGUCCAUCUAAAUGAGAAAUUCUUUAUUCCUCUCUUCACUUUGAUUCUUGAAUGUCUGUACAUCUUUGAAACGAGUGCCUAUCCAAAAGAGCAUGAACAAUUAAAGCUACUCAGAGAGACCACGGUACAGAAGUGCCAGGAAAAUUCGGAAUAUAUCAUGAAUGUGCCAGUGGAUGAAGCGCAGUUCGUAUCUAUUCUGCUUAAAAUCAUGAAUGCGAAGAAAACACUGGAAAUUGGAGUAUUCACUGGCUAUUCUCUUCUUGCCACAGCUCUUGCUCUGCCUCAUGAUGGCAAGAUAACAGCAAUUGAUGUAAAUAGAAAAACAUACGAGAUUGGAUUGCCAUUCAUUCAAAAGGCAGGAAUGGAGCACAAAAUUGACUUUAUCCUUGGUGAUGCAUUAUCAGUUCUCAACGAUCUUAUUAAUGAUAAGCAUGAAGACUCAUUUGACUAUGUAUUUGUGGAUGCGGAUAAAGCAGAAUACAUAAAAUAUCACGAGUUGGUGUUAAAAUUGGUGAAAAAGGGUGGAAUAAUUGCAUAUGACAACACUUUAUAUUUUGGUACAGUUGCUAUGCCUGAGGAAGACGUAAAGUGGGAUAUUCUGAGGCAGAAUAGAAAGCCUUUGAUUGAAUUCAACAACUUUAUAGCAAACGAUUCUCGCUUGGAAUCAGCAAUUGUUUCUAUUGGGGAUGGCGUAACCCUGUGUAGACGUCUGUGAUCCCUUCAAAUGGAAGAGAGAUAAAAGCAGUAUAAGAAUAGUUGGGUCACAACUCUUACAAUUUAGUUUGCCAAAUAAAAACAUCACUUUAAAUUUUGUAUCCCUCCUGAUUAUGUUGCAGAAUAAAUGCUUAUUACGUUGAAGAAAUAUAUAUAAAAGUUAGUACCGAUGAUAUUUGUAUUUUAUGAGUAAAUUACAAAUCUCUUUCUUUU
Molecule: messenger RNA, 1030 nt
Organism: Glycine soja
Lineage: Eukaryota; Viridiplantae; Streptophyta; Magnoliopsida; Fabales; Fabaceae
Product: flavonoid 3',5'-methyltransferase-like
Exons: 5
Coding region: 261-818 (185 amino acids)
Molecular function (GO): S-adenosylmethionine-dependent methyltransferase activity; O-methyltransferase activity
Source: RefSeq, a predicted model, not a curated record